This is a messenger RNA of Aplosporella prunicola CBS 121167, 1088 nucleotides long. RefSeq lists its product as uncharacterized. Lineage: Eukaryota; Fungi; Ascomycota; Dothideomycetes; Botryosphaeriales; Aplosporellaceae. The coding region runs from base 62 to 1003 and encodes 313 amino acids. The transcript is spliced from 3 exons. Gene Ontology annotation, molecular function: oxidoreductase activity. The record is from RefSeq and is a predicted model, not a curated record.
CAGUUUCAACGUACCUGAAGCCUUUGCCCAGCCAUUGCCCUUACGCUCUACAAUACCGACAAUGGACACUUCCAGCGCUUUUGAACCAGCCGACAUCUUUUCCGCCAAAGGGCUAGUUGUGGCCAUCACCGGCGGAGGAAGUGGGAUUGGCUUAGCCAUGGCAUCGUCGAUACUCCAAACAGGUGCCGCAAAGGUGUAUAUUCUCGGUCGGCGCCUUGACGUCCUCUCCUCCGCUGCUUCUUCCAUUGAUCCCAGCAAAAAAACUGUCGUUCCUUUGCAAUGCGAUGUAACAUCCGUUGAAUCGACCAGAUCUGCAGUACAGCAGAUCGAGCGCGAAGUUGGCUAUUUGGAUGUACUCAUCAACAACGCUGGCCUCAUUGGACCGCCGAAUAAACCAGCCUUGGAGGCACAGAAUGUUGAAGAGCUACAAAAGGUACUGUUAACAGGAUUUGAAGAUGGCUCAUGGGAAAGCACAUUGAAGGUCAACACGGCCAGCAUUGUAGCCGUUAGUGCGUCGUUUCUCCUUCUGUUGGACAAGGGCAACAAGCGACGCGGCUGGCAGAGUGGAAAGAUUGCACCAGAAGAGACAAGAAAGAGAAGCACCGAAGGACUGAAAGACAUAGGAGUCGGCGAGGAUGAUUUGCGGACAAGUCAAAUUAUUACCACCGCCAGUAUUGCAAGCUUUAAUCGCCAAGUAACUGCUGGACUGGCAUACAGUGCUAGCAAGGCGGGAGCAGUUCACAUUGGCAAAAUGCUCGCAACUCUACUGCUGCCUUGGGGAAUCAGGAGCAAUGUUAUUGCGCCCGGAAUCUAUCCCUCCCAAAUGACUGGAGAGUCAGACCAAACUUUCCCCCUCAACCAAGUUCCCGCCGGACGAAAGGGAAACUUCAAUGACAUGGCAGGCGUGACGCUCUAUCUUGUCGGAAAAAGCGGUGCAUAUGUCAAUGGAAAUGUGGUUGUGACUGAUGGAGGUCGUCUCAGCGGCUUUCCUUCGUCCUAUUGAUCAUGCUGAAGUCAAAGCCGACAAUUCAGAAUUAGACAGAUGUCCUCUUUUUAUUGAAUGUCAAAACGACCAACAUGGAAGGUGU